AUGGAGCCCAACUCAGUCCAGUGGGUCGGCUCUCCGUGUGGUUUGCACGGUCCUUACAUUUUCUACAAGGCUUUUCAGUUCCACCUUGAAGGCAGACCAAGAAUUUUGUCCCUUGGCGACUUUUUCUUUGUAAGAUGUAAGCCAGAGGAUCCGAUUUGCAUAGCGGAGCUCCAGCUGUUGUGGGAAGAGAGGACUACCCGGCAACUUUUAUCCAGCUCCAAACUUUAUUUCCUCCCAGAAGAUACUCCCCAGGGCAGAAAUAGUGACCAUGGCGAGGAUGAAGUUAUUGCCGUUUCAGAGAAGGUGACUGUGAAGCUCGAAGACUUGGCAAAAUGGGCACAUUCAGAUUUCUCCAAGUGGAAGUGUGGUCUCCGGGCUGACCCAGUCAUACACAUGGAACUGGGCAAGAAUGGGCAGAAGGAAGCCUUGAUGAGAUACAGGCAGUCCACACUCAACAGUGGCCUGAACUUCAAAGACAUUCUAAAGGAAAAGGCUGAUCUUGGUGAGGAUGACGAAGAUUCAAAUCUGCUAAUCCUCAGUUAUCCACAGUACUGUCGAUAUCGUUCCAUGCUAAAGCGUGUUCAAGACAAGCCAUCUUCAAUACUAACAGACCAGUUCGUUUUAGCCCUUGGUGGCAUUGCAGUAAUCAGCAAGAACCCCCAAAUCCUUUACUGUCGGGAUACAUUUGAUCACCCAACUCUCAUAGAAAAUGAAAGCGUAUGUGAUGAGUUUGCGCCAAAUCUUAAAGGCAGACCACGCAAAAAGAAGCCAUGCCCACAGAGAAGAGAUUCAUUAAAUGGUGUUAAAGAUUCCAACAAUAAUUCUGAAAGCAAAGCUGUUGCCAAGGUAAAAUGUGAGGCUAAGUCAGCUUUGCCCAAAUCCAAAAGUAACAACAGCAACUGUAAAAAGGGCUCAAGUGAAGAUAAAUCAAAGGUUGCUGUGGGUGAAGAGUGCAGAGCUGAUGAGCAGGCUUUCCUUGUGGCACUUUAUAAAUACAUGAAAGAAAGGAAAACACCCAUUGAACGAAUACCCUAUUUAGGUUUUAAGCAGAUUAACCUUUGGACUAUGUUUCAAGCUGCUCAAAAACUGGGAGGAUAUGAAACAAUAACAGCCCGUCGACAAUGGAAACAUAUUUAUGAUGAAUUAGGUGGUAACCCUGGAAGCACAAGUGCUGCUACAUGUACUCGCAGACAUUAUGAAAGAUUAAUCCUGCCAUAUGAAAGAUUUAUUAAAGGAGAGGAAGAUAAGCCAUUGCCUCCAGUGAAACCUCGAAAACAGGAUAACAGUUCCCAGGAGAGCGAAACUAAAACAAAAGUGUCUGGAACAAAACGCAUCAAAAAUGAAAACCAAAAGAGCAAGAAAGAAAAAGAUAAUGCACAGAAACCCCAAGAUGCAUCUGAGGUUUCAUCAGAACAAGAGAAGGAUCAAGACUCUUCAGACCAGAAAAGUUUAUCUGAGCAUCCUGCAGUGGAGGAGACGAAGAAGCCCAUUGAAGGGUCCCAGCCUCUUCUGCCAGAGGCAACAGGGCCAGUAUCUCUGGAAAAGAUAGACUUGAUGGAAAGCAGCUCCAACAGUGAAAAGCCCAAGGAGGAAGUACAGCACUCGGUCUCUUUUUCAAGUGCUUCAGUGCCUCCUGAAGAGGAUGCCAUGUUGGAGCCAACAGUCAACAAACCCUUGCACACCCCAACAGAUGCCCUUGAUGACACAAAGCAAGAACAAAGAGGACCCAGUUUUACAGGCAAUUUAGAAAGUGAACCCCAAGAACUGCCUUUUAAUAAUUUCCCUGCAAUCCAAGUACAGUUACCAAGUCAAACCGACAUGGAAGACGAUAAAUUGCCAGAGAUGGCUGAUUAUAUUGCAAACUGCACAGUGAAACUGGAUCAAUUAGGUAACGAAGACAUACACAACGCACUAAAGCAAACGCCCAAAGUUCUUGUGGUACAGAAUUUUGACAUGUUCAAAGAAAAGGAACUGCCAGGUUCCAUUAAUGAUGAUCCCAGUUUUAGUUACACACCACUAAUCUAUUCAAAGGGUAAUCCAGGCAUCAUGUCACCACUGGCAAAGAAAAAACUUCUAUCACAGGUCAGUGGGGCAACUCUGUCAUGUAGUUAUCCUUAUGGGUCACCUCCACCUUUGAUUAGCAAAAAGAAAUUAAACAGCAGAGAUGAACUGUCUGCAAGCAUAUCUCAGGCUCCCCAUGCCCCCAGUUCUGAUUCUGUGGCAGUUAAUAGACCAUCUGUAAUACAACAUGUGCAGAGUUUUAAAACCAAGAAUUCAGAGGAAAGGAAAUCUAUUAAUGAAGCUUUUAAGCCUGACACGUUAAGUAAACCAGAUCCCAAGCGUUGUGAUUUUUCAAAACAUCACCUUAACUCUCUUGCUGAAUCUUAUGUACUGAAGCCAGAUAUCCAGGACUGCAAAGAUAAAAUGAACGAGAAAAGGGCACUGCAGCAUUCCCAUGUGCCCAGUUUCUUGGCAGACUUUUACUCAUCUCCUCAUCUGCACAGCCUUUAUAGGCACACAGAACACCACCUUAAUAAUGAACAGACAUCAAAGUACCUCCCUCGAGACAUGUUCAGAGAUUCAGAAAAUAUUUCUACUUUUACUCAACACAAACACCAAGAAAAACUUAAUUUAAAUUAUCACCCAUCUUUGCAUCAGCAAGAAAAAAAGACUGCCGUGGAAGCCUCUUCAGAUGAUCAGCCUACGGAUUUGAGUCUUCCAAAGAGCGUACACAAACAGACUGCAAAGACUCCAGGGUCCAAUCUCCUGCAUUCAUCAAUGGUGCCGCAAGAAAGCAAAGGUAUUUCCCAGUUCCAUACAUCAGGUGGCCAGGGGUUGAGCAUACACUGUAAUCCCAAAGCUUGCCGUGUUUCUCCGAUGACCAUGUCAGCACCUAAAAAACAUGGUGAAUCCCUUCAUAGGUCCGGAAAACAGCAGAAUCAGAGACUUGAGAAUUUAAGAAAGAUGGAAGGAAUGGUCCAUCCAAUUAUAAGCCGCAAAAGUAGCCCCCAAAACAUUGGGGCAGCUCGGCCUUUGAAACGGAACCUAGAGGAUUUGGACAAAGUCAUUUCUGAAAAAAAAAUCCGAGCUGUCUCUCCUCUGCACUUACCAAAGGAGACACCUGCAAAGGAAAAGGUUCCCGACCGAGAGGGUGAAGGCAGCAAAUCAGUUCAUGGUCUACAUUCUGGCAACACGUUGGAAAGCCACAAAUUUCCCCUCUCAACUCCUAUCUUCACAGGCUUGUACCCAGGAACUCUGUGUGCGGGGUUGAACAAUCGCAUCCCAGCUGGAUACUCUCAUCCUUUGCAGUACUUGAAAAAUCAGACUGUGCUUUCUCCACUAAUGCAGCCUUUGGCUCUUCAUUCCUUCAUGGUGCAAAGACAAUUUCUUACAUCCCCUGCAAAUUCUCAGCAGCUCUAUAGACACUUAGCUGCAGCAACACCUGUAGGAAGUUCAUAUGGUGACCUUUUGCACAAUAGCAUUUAUCCUUUAGCUGCUAUAAAUCCUCAAGCUGCCUUUCCACCUUCCCAGCUGUCUUCUGUACAUCCGAGCACAAAACUGUAA
Emys orbicularis (European pond turtle) is the source of this 3564-nucleotide messenger RNA. RefSeq names its product AT-rich interaction domain 5B (gene ARID5B). Lineage: Eukaryota; Metazoa; Chordata; Testudines; Emydidae. Bases 1 to 3564 code for a protein of 1187 amino acids. The record is from RefSeq and is a predicted model, not a curated record. Gene Ontology annotation, biological process: regulation of transcription by RNA polymerase II. The transcript has 10 exons. Gene Ontology annotation, cellular component: nucleus. Gene Ontology annotation, molecular function: transcription cis-regulatory region binding.